AUGCGCAGACCGAGGCCGGGAGGCGGGGGUGCGGGCGCCUCCGCGGCUGCGCGGGCGCGUGCUGGUGGCGGUGGCGGCGGCAGCGGCAGUCCGGCCCGCGCCCGCGGCGCCCCCGCUGCGGCCCGAGCGGCCUGGCUGCGGGACUGGAGCGCAGCGAUGGCGCGGCCGCCCCAGCAGCGCCUGCGGGCCUGGGCGCAGCUGCUCUUGCUGCUGCUGGCGGGGCCCGCUGCCUGUGUCGCCAGCCCCGCGGACGACGGCGCGGGCCCCGGGGGCCGGGGACCCAGGGGCCGCGCGCAGGGAGACGGGGGCGCAGACGAGGCGGUGCCGCGCCACGACUCCUCCUACGGCACCUUCGCGGGGGAGUUCUACGACCUGCGCUACCUGUCCGAGGAGGGUUACCCUUUCCCUACUGCUCCUCCUGUGGAUCCAUUUGCCAAAAUCAAAGUGGAUGACUGUGGAAAAACUAAGGGAUGCUUUAGAUAUGGCAAACCAGGCUGUAAUGCAGAGACCUGUGACUACUUUCUUAGCUAUCGCAUGAUAGGGGCUGAUGUGGAAUUUGAGCUGAGUGCAGACACAGAUGGCUGGGUAGCAGUUGGAUUCUCUUCAGACAAGAAAAUGGGUGGUGACGAUGUCAUGGCCUGUGUUCAUGAUGACAAUGGCAGGGUCCGCAUACAGCACUUCUAUAAUGUAGGCCAGUGGGCAAAGGAGAUUCAAAGAAAUCCUGCCAGAGACGAAGAAGGAGUUUUUGAGAAUAAUCGUGUCACCUGCAGAUUUAAACGCCCUGUGAAUGUUCCCAGAGAUGAAACAAUUGUUGAUCUGCAUUUGAGUUGGUAUUAUCUGUUUGCUUGGGGUCCAGCCAUUCAGGGCUCUAUCACCCGACAUGAUAUAGACUCACCGCCAGCUUCAGAGCGUGUUGUCAGUAUUUACAAGUAUGAAGACAUUUUUAUGCCAUCAGCUGCCUAUCAAACCUUCUCCUCUCCAUUUUGUUUGCUUUUGAUUGUUGCUCUGACCUUCUACUUAUUGAUGGGAACCCCUUAACCACACCUGCAAGGCCAACAGAGUAAAUGGAUCAGAACAUCUUUAGUAUAAAUAUAUUUUUAAAGGAUAUCCAGUAUAAUUUUAGCUUCAAUUAUUUUUUUUUAAAAAAAAACCUCAUAUGAUUUCAGCUUUUUGGAAGAAAGAACAAGCUUCUUUUCUAGUCAAAGAAGAUUGUUAUAUAAUGACCCCAUACUUUUUGGAAAGUACUAAAAAGUUUUCUAAGCACUUUCAAAUAUGUUUUCUUAUUUAAACUUCACAGUAUCUCUGAGUUGGAUUGAUGGAAAUGAUGAUUGUCAUCUUACUGAAUGGGAUUUGAGACACAGAAAGCCUGCCUUUUUAUGACCCAUAUGUCUUGUAGUUUUUGGCUACUUGGUCAAAUAACACAUAACAAGGGACAGAAAGAGCUAGGUAUAGAAAUCAUGUCUUUGAACAGUCUUUACUCUGAGUACUACAGCACAAGAGUAUUUGGAGUAAUACUUGGAGUAUUACUAGGGAGAACUUCACUGAAUGUCACAAGUUCGCAGUCAGCCUUUUGGGCAGAAGAAUUUUGAAAUGUGCAUACAGCAUAAGUGCUUUUGAAUAUUUACACAGCCCAGGGGAAGAAUGGGUAAGAUUAUGAUGGUAUGAAAAUGGUUCAUAUUUACUUGAAAUUUACUCUCAAUUAGUGAGUAUCUAUGAGAAAACAUUUUUUAUUGCUGUCUGUAAAGGUGAGAAGUGGAACUAUGAGUGUUCUGAUAGAUGUAAAAUUGUGUUAAUGAUUAAAAAUAUGGGAAUUCUUAGCAAUUAGAAUUUGAACUCUUUAAAUAUAGUAUUUUAUAAACUAAGGUAUGCAUCUGUGGCUACAGCUAAUUCUGUUGUCAGAGUCAGCAUACAUUAAGUAUAACUAAAUAUGUAUUAUAACAGAUAAAACAUCUUAUUAAAAAUUUAAGGCAUUUUAAUAAUAAACCAAUUUUUGGAGAUUGUAGAGAUUUGAAGUAGAAUUUUUUUUUCUGAGACAGAGUCUCACUUGGUUGUCCAGGCUAGAGUGAGUGCCAUGGCGUCCUAGCUC
This is a messenger RNA of Microcebus murinus (gray mouse lemur), 2086 nucleotides long. RefSeq names its product ferric chelate reductase 1 like (gene FRRS1L). Lineage: Eukaryota; Metazoa; Chordata; Mammalia; Primates; Cheirogaleidae. Gene Ontology annotation, biological process: regulation of glutamate receptor signaling pathway; regulation of postsynaptic membrane neurotransmitter receptor levels. The record is from RefSeq and is a predicted model, not a curated record.